This is a messenger RNA of Sardina pilchardus (European sardine), 4828 nucleotides long. It is a transcript of the gene prmt9, whose product is annotated as protein arginine methyltransferase 9. NCBI's taxonomy places the organism in Eukaryota, Metazoa, Chordata, Actinopteri, Clupeiformes, Clupeidae. Gene Ontology annotation, biological process: peptidyl-arginine methylation. Gene Ontology annotation, molecular function: protein binding; protein-arginine N-methyltransferase activity. Gene Ontology annotation, cellular component: nucleus. The record is from RefSeq and is a predicted model, not a curated record. Bases 274 to 3012 code for a protein of 912 amino acids. The transcript is spliced from 13 exons.
UCACGGACAAGAGAUCCUUGCAGCUAGCUUGCAUGCAAAUAAAACUCAUGCUGUUUCAGCCAUUUAUUACCUGAAUUGAAGAACCUCCUUCAUAAUACACAGAAUAUAUUCGUAACAAAUGUCCGCAUGCAGUCUUUACAAACCAUGCCUGAUUUAAAAAGACAAUGUUUGAUCACUUAAACAAGCAACGACUGUCUUCUGUAACGUUAGUACAUGUAGCUCUCUUGCUAACCUAAAUACGUUAAAGCAACCAGCUAAGAAGAAACAGACAGAAUGCCAAACGCAACUACGCGUCCCAAGCGGUCAAGACGCAGUCGACGGGCUCCAAGAGAAGAUUCCGCAAGGAAUGAACUGGUGUCGCGAUCCUUGGAGAGUGCUCAGCAGUGCCUUUAUAAUCAAGACUAUGGCACAGCGUAUGUCCACUACCUCUUGGUCCUUAAUCUGGAACCUCUGCUGAAAGAUUUUGCAAAGGAAUCUUUUAGGUUUACUCUUUUCAAAUGGGCAGAGGAGCUGGACUCACUUGGGCGCAUUCAGGAUCUUUUUGACUGCUAUGAGCAAGCGUUAGAGCUGUUCCCUGUGGACGAGGUCAUCCUGAACAGUAUGGGGGAGCACCUCUUCAGAAUGGGCUUUAGAGAUGAGGCUGCCGGCCACUUCCACAAAGCGCUGAAACUGAGACCGGACUUCCCUGAGGCCAAAGAGAACUUCUACCGUGUGGCCAACUGGCUUGUGGAGCGGUGGCACUUCCUAAUGCUCAAUGACCGUGGGCGAAACUACAAGUACCAGCUGGCCAUCCAGAAGGCAGUGCGUGGGGGCUGUAGCACGGUGCUGGACAUCGGCGCUGGCACUGGCAUACUAGGGAUGUGUGCUAAGAAGGCUGGAGCAGCCGAGGUGUACGCGUGUGAGCUGUCCAAGACCAUGUAUGAGCUGGCUUGUGAGGUGGUGGCUGCCAAUGACAUGGAAGGCAGAAUAAAAAUCCUCCACAUGAAGUCUCUGGAGAUGGAGAUUCCCAAAGACAUUCCCAAACGGGUGUCAUUGGUUGUCACUGAGACUGUAGAUGCAGGGCUGUUUGGUGAAGGCAUCAUUGAGACUUUAAUUCAUGCCUGGAACCACCUCCUUCUGCCUCCUCAGAAUUCCCAGGAUCCCCCGGCGAGCCCCUCUGAGACAGGCCGUGUCAUUCCCGCUGGAGCCACCGUCUUUGGGAUGGCUGUGCAGUGCCAGGAGAUCCGGCGCCACCACAGGCUGUGUGUGUCUGCUGUGGGAGGCCUAGAUCUAGAGGCCGUGGGGGAGAUCCACAGCCCCGUGAGCUGCUCUGCAGAUGCAGAUGACUCCACUGAGCCCUACACCACCGAGAGGCUGAGCCGCCUGCCUGGGGGCUACACACCCCUCACCAGCCCAUUCAGAGCUCUGGACAUCGACUUCAACGACCCUCAGGAGCUGGAGGGCCUGUGCUCCAGGGAGGUGAGCCGGCUGAGUCUGACCGUGACCCAGGAGGGCGUGCUGGACGCCCUGGCCGUGUGGUUCCAGCUGCACCUGGACGAGGAGAACAGCCUGUCCACGGCCCCUCAGGAGAAGACGUGCUGGGAGCAGGCCAUCUACCCCAUCCAGGGCCCACAGGACUGUGCAGUAAAGCCCGGUGACCGGCUGCUGGUGGAGGUGUCCUGUAAGGAUGCGUACCUGCGCCUGUGCUGCGUUGCCGUGGUGAGGGACGGCUGUGUGCUGCGUCUGGACAGCUGGGAGGGUGGAGACGUCUGGGGCUCCGACUCGGCCUCCAACCCAGAGGUGGAGCUGUGCAGCGCUCUGGCCGGCCUGCAGACGGACCCCGACGGGCCCCUGGAGGCCUUCAUGCUGGAGUGCUCCGAACUGGCUCUGCUCAACAACACACACUACCACCAGAACUUCCAGGCGGCUCUGAACAAGCUGCUGACUCGUCUCAAGGAGACCCGCGGCGGGCCGGUCACUGCGGAGGGCCCGGAGCCGCUGUACGUGCUGGACGUGAGCGAGGGCUUCUCCCUGAUCUCCCUCAUCGCCGCCCACCUCGGCCUCCACCUGGCCGCCGGCUCGGAGUCCGGCUGCGGCCUGGUGCGCGCCUACAGCUCUGUGGAGAAGGAGCAGCACCAGACCAUCCUGCGCCUGCUGGCCCAGGGCAACGGCGUGCCCGUGGAGGCGCUGGAGUUCUGGCUCAACCACGUGGAGGACGACUCGGCCGUGCUCCAGAGGCCCACCACAGAGAAGCUGUGGAGCGCCAUCGUGCUGGACUGUGUGGAGACCUGUGGGCUGCUCAGACAGAAGCUCAUGGAGAAGGCCACGCUGGGCAGGUGUCUGCUGGAGGACGGUGGGCGUAUAUUCCCAGAGCGCAUCGUGAUCUACGGGCUGCUGGUGGAGUCGGACAUGCUGCUCCAGGAGAGUGCUGUCCAGGGCAGAGAGCCAACGCUGGGCUUCAACAUCGCCCCCUUCAUCAACCAGUUCACAGUGCCUAUCCAUGUCUUUCUGGAUCUUUCUACUCUGGAGUGUACAUACCUCAGUGAGCCUGCAGAGCUCUUCACUCUAGACCUCAUGAACACACACAAUAAUUAUCCAGCCAGAGAAAUAAUGGUGCGGGUCACUGCCUCGGGCAGAGUAACAGCCGUCCCCUUCUGGUAUCAGAUUCACCUGGAUGAAGAGUGGAGCGUCAGCACCUUCAGUCAGGAGUCUCACUGGAAGCAGGCAGCGGUGGUGCUGCAGGACCCUCUGUGUGUGGUGGCGGGGGACACGGUCAGGCUCACCGUUCAGCUGCACAAGAGCAGCCUGACCAUCAGCGCCACCAAGGAGCAGGACGCGCCCGUGGCCAUGGAGGCCAGCAGGGCCGAGGACGUCGUGGCCAUGGACACCGCAAAAGAGGAGGGGGCUGCCGUGCCUGCUGCCAAGGUGGAGGGCGCUACUCUCACAUACUCACCCACAACGGGGGGAGCGGCGGUCACAGAGUCUUGUCGGCUGGAAGGGUUUUUCAUGGACUCGAUGCCCCCAAACACUUAAUCCUAGUCUUGAAUUUACAGCUGUAUCAGAUCCAGUAGAUUUCACUGGAUGUAUCAAAGGAGCUAUUUAGGACUACUGUUUGGAUGUUGUGGGACUAUGUAACUGAGGCUUAGAAAUGUGCAAAAAAAACCAACAUUAGUGUCUUUUUGUAUUACUUCAUGAACAGUUCAUUGACUUUCCCUGGGCAGUUCAGAACUGCAGAACACCUUGAGAGCACUCGCCGCAGUUCAGAAGGUGGCUCAUUCCAUGUCAAAUCUGAUCAAAAUAGUUGCAGCACUCUUUCAAGAUUUUGCACAAAGUUUUCACAUUGUUUUGGCUUUGGAUCUUGGGAGAAAUGUUUUAAUAUUUUAAAAGUAUUAUUUGUAGUUUGCGCUAAACUUUCCAGGAUGGCAGGACCAUUAAAACUUUGUACUGCAUGCCUAUUGAUUUUAUAUAAGGCCCUGGACAAAGUGCGAAAAAGAGUGAUAUUCAGGGUAUUAUCAAUCAUAAAAGACAAACUGUGCCUGCUUGGUAUCAAUCAGUAUUUUGUCUGCAGAUAAAAUGUCUUAUUAAUGUUGUCAAUAUGUGAGGUAUCCAUAGCAUUGAUAUGGGGAAACUGCUAAUUUACCAACUUUGAUGCUACUGUGUGUACUUAAUCUAGUCUUAGUCUUUUGAAAACGACCAAAAUACGUAACCCUCCGUGGGUUAAUUCCUUGGAGAACUCUGAUAUCUUCACAACAUUAAUACACUAUUGUAUUUAAAGAACUUAAUGAUUGAUAUCAAAUACCCUCAAUAUCCCUCUUUUUGAAUGCUAUACAAACUCUUAAUGGUUCAGUCAUACUAAAAUGAUGAAGAUUAUGUGUUUUUCAGGCCAUCAAACUGAAGGAAUAUCGGGCUGAAAAUCUUUUGACAUUGCCAUUGGAUUUUAACAGAAAUAUUUUACAAGACUUGGUUUUGGGACUGACAAUGUUGUAACAAAAUCUGAGAUGGUGCAGCAACAACCUUAUCUGAUUUGACAUGGAAUGACCCAAGUGGCUUCAAGAUAUUUAGUCAUGUAGCAUUAUGCUUAAUGAAAACAGUGCUGCGAACCAGCAGAGCAAGGAGGAAUGUUUCAGAAGGAGAAUAUUUUCUAAAAUAAAAUCAUGAACUAAUUUCCAGAUUAGGUCACUACUAGUAUUUAAUGGUCACCAAAGUCAGUAAUAUUACUGUAAAUAAACCUAACCAUCUACAAACAGUGAUGCUCAGUAACAAAACAGGUCGAUUACUAAUCCAUUUCCCUGUAAUAUUUAAUGUUUGACAAUUGUUAAGUAAGGCAAUGCAACAUAGCUGCACAUAUGAUUACAGUAAACACAUCACAUUUGAUAUGAUCAGUACUGCAAAUAUGAUGAGCUAGCAAACAGAAACUGAAAAGAUAGUACCUUGAUCACAAUAUUAUCCCUCAGCUAUAUGAUCAUCCUCUCUUCCUAAGCUGGAAGUCAAUGCACAGACUCUGGAUGUCCAAACUGGCACAUCUCCAUUUAUUACAACAAACUAAGCAAAGACACUAAAUCUUUGGUUAAAACGUCAGUUGAGAUGGUCCAGAACAUAUAUUGUUAAUGCAGAAAACUAACAAAUAUGGAACCUCCAGGUUUUGGUUUUCCAUCAUUUCUAAAAACAAAUAAAAUAAAAAAUAAAAUAAAAACCAAUAGCCAGUGGAAUCGAGGAACACUUGGCUGUCAGUUGAACUUAAAGAGGAAGGAAGGAAAAAGCAGCUGGGUUGUACAUGCUCAUGUAUUAAGAGAACUAGGCAGUAUGCAUGAUUUUAUGAUAGCACCACAUAAAAGGUGCAGGAAAUAAA